Debaryomyces fabryi is the source of this 204-nucleotide messenger RNA. RefSeq lists its product as uncharacterized. Bases 1 to 204 code for a protein of 67 amino acids. The transcript has a single exon. The record is from RefSeq and is a predicted model, not a curated record. NCBI's taxonomy places the organism in Eukaryota, Fungi, Ascomycota, Pichiomycetes, Serinales, Debaryomycetaceae.
AUGGCUAAGAUAGAUAAGAAUGUUGAAGUGGCUAAUGCACAGCAAAUUUCAGAUAUAAAAUCCCGCUUAAAAGAGCACGUAAUAUAUAAUUCUGGGUAUAAUUCGUCAGUUAUUAGUAGUCUUCCGGAGUUGAUAGCACUAGAUCCAGAUUUGGUUGCAGAGAAGGAGAAGAAGAAGAGAAAGUUAAGAAAAGCAUUAAAUUAG